Messenger RNA from Mercurialis annua (annual mercury), 1854 nucleotides. Its product is annotated as ricin-like. NCBI's taxonomy places the organism in Eukaryota, Viridiplantae, Streptophyta, Magnoliopsida, Malpighiales, Euphorbiaceae. The record is from RefSeq and is a predicted model, not a curated record. The transcript is spliced from 2 exons. Gene Ontology annotation, biological process: negative regulation of translation. Bases 126 to 1742 code for a protein of 538 amino acids. Gene Ontology annotation, molecular function: rRNA N-glycosylase activity.
ACUUUUCAAUACUAAAAUUUCCACCACACUUGUUUAUCCAACAUUUUCUAUAAAAGGAUGUAAUGCCGUGAGCAUAGAAAACCAUCUAAAGGGAUUAAAGGUGAAAUCGACCGUUACUGUAGGCAAUGGAAGGAAAAAUGUCUCUACAAUGGAUCUCUUACUUAAUAGCAGCAUGGCUAUGGUGCAGUGUCGCGUUUGGAACAACUUUGGAGCUGUCGGCAGCCUUAAAACCAAACGAGAAAUUUCUUGAAAGCUACGAAGAAAAUUUAAAAAUAUUGCGCGACCAAUCAGGAAAUUCAGCAGACCUCAGGCAUGGAAUUCCGGUGCUGUUUCAUAAGGCUAAUUUGCCUUCCAGUGGACGGUUUUUUACAUUAACGGUGAAUGGAACUUGCGAAAUCAAACUCGUAAUCGACAAAACUAACGUAAAGAUGGUCGCCUUCAUCGCGAAUACCAACGGAUUUAUAUAUAACGUCACAGAUUUAGAUGAUGCAGAAGCAAUCAAUGGAUAUGUGGCAAAUAUGACAACUCAACAGCAUUUGAUGCCGUUCAGCAAUAAUUAUGAUGAGCUUGAGAAAGUUUCAGAAUACAAAAGAGAAGACGUGCUGUUGGGCUAUCCAUGGCUAAUCCAAUCCAUUGAUGAGCUUUAUAGUUAUCAACCGGGUGGCAGUAAUCUUGUAUUUGUAGCUGCUUCGACGAUGAGAAUAAACCAGCUGAUUACUGAGGCGGGACGAUUCAGGGAAAUCGAGCUUUUGAUUCGUCAGGGUAUUCGAUACAACGACACUUUUAAACCGACUCAGGGCAUGAUUGACUUGCAGGAUAAAUGGGAAAAUCUUUCUCGUGCAGUUCAAGAAUCCGGUGUACAGGGAGCUUUUCGUAACGCAGUUCAAAUUGUAAGACACGACGGAAGCCAGAUUUCUAUCGACAAUGUCAGAAGUUUAAUGGGAAUUCUAUCUCUGAUGCCGUUCCAGUGUGAUGCUCCAUCGACGACCUUUUCGCCUCUUAUAAGAUCCGUCGUUCCAAAUCUGGACGAUGGUGGCGUUUGUGAAUAUGCCGAGCCGACGGUUUGUCUCGUGGGCAGAAACCAUCUUUGUAUUACUCUUGGUCCAUUUUGUGGGAGAUUUACUUUAAAAAGAGACGGUACAAUUCGAACAAACGGCGUCUGUCUUGGCACUAAUGAUGCAGGAGACUCCCUUACAGCGACAUAUUGCCCCGAUGUUGUCUCAGACGUUAAUCGGUGGGAAUUAAGCGACGACGGAACAUGCAUGAGCCGUAAAUCCGGUUUGGUUCUGGCAGCAACAGCAACAGGGGCGCUUUUCUUACAGAACAACAGUUAUACAGCGGGUCAAAGUUGGUUAGCAACUAAUUCUUUAGCACCUUUUAUGGCACCCAUUUACGGGAUUAAAGAGCUCUGCUUGCAGUCAAAUGAAACUGAUAUCUGGUUAACGAAUUGCACGAAAGAAUCGGAGCAGCUCUGGGCUUUCUACGCUGACGGUUCGCUUCGACCUAUGUUAAAUCAAAUAAACUGUCUUAGUACCAAUGGAACCAGGGGAAGCGUCGUCAAAAUUCUUUCAUGUGAUCCUACAUCCUCCGGGCAGCGAUGGUUGUUCAAGAAUGAUGGCUCUAUUUGGAGUAAAUAUUAUAGAUCGGUGCUAGAUGUUUCUGGCUCCAAACCAGAGCGGAAAAGAAUACUCCUUUGGGGAUUCAACGGAAAUGCGAACCAGAAAUGGACACCAUUGCUGUGAUUUAUUAUGUAGCUUCUUAAUAAUAUCAGUACUCUUUGUCGUGUGCAAUGCUUAAUAAGAGGAUAGCAUCUUAUUGCUGCCCCUCAUGUAAUAAAUGGAACGUUAUUUAUGA